Messenger RNA from Corylus avellana, 2472 nucleotides. The record is from RefSeq and is a predicted model, not a curated record. Lineage: Eukaryota; Viridiplantae; Streptophyta; Magnoliopsida; Fagales; Betulaceae.
UGUUCACAAAGAUAUACCAACUUUUUAAGUUAACCAAGAAAAAAAAUGGAAGAAGGUGGUAUCAACAAGCCUCAAAAAAGAAGACAAAAGGCAAAGGUGACACUAGCAAGGAGUGAGACAUUUCCAUCAACAAGUAAUCCUCAAAGAGCUUCUUCUGGACAAGCUAUCAAUCAACAAGAAUCCUCUUCCAUUCCAUCAUUUCCUACACACUUGGAUCAGGGAGCAUCUUUUAUUCAACAACAACCAUAUGUGUCAAACUUGGAAUCUGAUAGUUUAACAAAUCGCAGACGAGUAGCUAAUGCAGGAGAUGCUAGCCUUGAGGCUCUUGGGGCGCUUCUCGUUAAAAUUCAGCCUUCUUUAAGCUCUCUUUUACAAGAUUUGGCAAACUGGGACGCAGCUAGGUCUUUACCGGCGCCAAACUUUGACGAACCCCAAGAAACUUGCUCACUUGCAAAGACAUCACAAGAAGAACUGGAGCAGAUAGUGUCAGAGGAGCCAAUCCCUACUGAUUGGAAAAAGAAUUCAGGGGAAAGAAGAUUAGAUGAAUACCGUGAGAUCGGUCGUCCCCUCCUUGAAGCUGCCUAUAAAGGUGAUUGGCCGACUGCUAAAGCUUUUCUUGAGGAACACGGCCAAGACUUUGUUCGACAUCCCAUAACAAGAGAGCAAGGGACAGCACUUCACAAUGCGGUAGUUGCAAAACACACCACUUUUGUAGAAGAAUUGGUGAAUUUAAUGACUUCGGAUGACUUGAAACUGCAAACCAUACAAGGACUCACGGCCCUUCACUUUGCUGCUCAAACAAGAGUCGUGAGAAUUGCUAAGGAGAUGGUGAAAAAGAACGAGGAACUGCCAUUUAUACAUGAUUUCACUGGAAUGAUACCACUUCAAAUUGCAGCUUAUCAAGGAGAUAGAAACAUGGUCGAUUAUCUAUUCUCUGUGACAUCUUUUACACCGUUGACUACUUAUCAACGCAUUGAUCUCCUUCUUGGUACUAUUUCCGCUGGUUUUUACGAUAUAGCAUUGAAAAUUCUGGAAAGUGAUACGAACUUAGUAACUGCCGACACUGCAUGUGGGUGGAUAGCUUUGGAACAGUUGGCCAAAAAGCCUUAUGCAAUCGGCAGCAAAAGUCAGCUACCAUUCUGGAAAGGAUGCUUAAAUUCCUGGUUCAAAGGGAUUUGUAACAAAGCAUUAAUGCAGACAUUAGCCCAUCAAUUAGUUGAACGCCUUUGGAAAAUGGUUGGAACAAUGCCAGACAAACAUCUCUUAUCAAACUAUUUUCACAAUCAUAUCAAUUUACUCUUCGAAGCAGCAGAAGUAGGAAACAUUGAAUUUCUUAGUAUAGUUAUACGCUCUUAUCCAGACCUAAUAUGGCAACUAGGCGGAGAUAACAUGACUCUAUUUCAUACUGCUAUUUUCUAUCGGCAAGAGAAUGUGUUCAGUCUAAUAUAUGAGAUAGGCAUUAUGAAGGAUAACAUUGCAAUGAUCAUUAAUCCCCAAAAUGGUGAGAACAUGCUUCACUUGGCAGGAAAAUUGCCUCCUUUAGAUCGACUGAAUAUCAUAUCAGGAGCAGCUCUUCAAAUGCAACGAGAGUUGUUGUGGUUUAAGGAGAUAGAGAAGAUUGUGCAACCUUCAUAUGUUAACAAGAAGAACUCUUUUGGAGACACACCAAGGGACAUAUUUAUAAAGUCGCAUAAAGAAUUGCAGGAAAAUGGUGAAAAAUGGAUGAAGGACACAGCAAACUAUUGCAUGCUUGUUGCAACAUUGAUUGCCACUGUGGUUUUUGCUGCAGCCUUUACUGUACCAGGUGGCAAUAAUCAAGAAUCAGGCAUUCCUAUUUUUUUAAGAAGCAACUGGUUUAUGGUAUUCUUUGUAUCGGAUGCAAUAGCACUAUUCUCUUCUUCGACUUCAAUAGUAAUUUUUUUGUCAAUUCUCACAUCGCGUUACACAGAAAGGGAUUUCUUCAAGUCAUUACCAACAAAGUUGGCGUUUGGACUUGCCACACUCUUCAUCUCUAUAGCGGGCAUGGUCGUAGCCUUCAGUGCAACUUGCUUUUUGGUAUAUAACAGCAAAAUUACAUGGGCUCCAGUUGUUAUCAUCGCUGCAGCUAGUAUCCCAGUUACUUUCUUUUUUCUUCUACAUUAUACACUUUGGGCUGAUACAUUCAUCUCAACUUUCUCAACGUUCAGGUCUAGAUUUUUUUUUCGGCCAUUUAAUCAUAGACUUUUCUAAUGGAAUAUGCCGACUGGGUAAUUGUUCAGUAGAAAAUAUUCAGUGCAAGUGAAGCGACAAGGAAGGAACAUUCAUUGAACAAGCUGGAAGGCCCAGGAAAGAAUUGGGCAAAUCAAGGCUUUGGGUCGAUGUACGUUUAUCUGAACUAUUUUUAUCAUAACUUUUUACGGACUUUGAUGUUAUAUAUAUAUAUAUAUAUAUAUAUAUAUAUAUAUAUAUAUACACACGCAUUGUUUUUUCUUU